Molecule: messenger RNA, 7623 nt
Organism: Owenia fusiformis
Lineage: Eukaryota; Metazoa; Annelida; Polychaeta; Sabellida; Oweniidae
Source: the annotation of a GenBank genome assembly
AUGCCUAUCGUUCUAAGAAGUAUCGAACCCGUCUAUCUUAGUAAGGCACCUCUCAAUAGCUCUGUGAGCUUCGAUUUGGGAGCGGUAACAAAUAAUACACUUUCGGGAACGAUUCUGCAGCUUUCAUCUUUGCUUGACCAGGCCGAUGGUUUGUUCUCUGAGCUUGGUAAAGAAUGCAGACAAGUGUACGACAGAGCCGAAAAUCUAAAGACAAGAAUACACGAUGUUGGACAGAAGGUUUCAGCACUGGACUUUCGCACAGUCAAAAUCCCUGAAAAUUCAUUGGAUGACGAAAACAAACUGAGAGAGUUCUACGCAGCCAAACAUGGCUACGACACAAAUUUAUUUACGUCAGAGACCCGGUCCCUGGCUAUUCAGGAAAUGUAUGACGACUCUGGAGUUAGUCCUGUUAAAAUCAUAAGCAGUUGUAACCAAUUCAGACAUGAUGGCUAUACUGGGUCACGGAUAUUCUCCAGAACACCCGUCGUUGCCGAAGAACCCUUCAGAUGUCCAGAGAUUGAUUUUAUACCAAAAAGGCCAUUUCUAUACUGCUCUUAUGACCGUGAGCCGUCGAAGGUACUAACAAUAGAACGGAGACCUCAUUCUGCGGAUUUCUUAGAUGAAAUCGAUAAAUGUGCAAAUACAGACAAUAUUCCAUUGCCAACCCCUGAGGAACAAAUUCGAGAGAUGUCGAAAUCACAGCCGAGUAAUCUCGUCCCUAUAGAUGUCACUGGGUCAGGAUUCACUAGGAUGUGUUCAUAUAGGACGUCAUUAAAAAGUGUGGAAUAUCUGGAUGAGGACACAGAAAGGCGGCGAAGGAAACGUAAUCGCCGUCGAACAAUCUCCGAGAUACCAAAUGCGGUUUCUUGUGAUCUGACCCGUGUGGAGAAUACUGCUCCAAGAUCAACAAGCGCUCAUUCACUGCGGAGCUCAUCUGAUCGAAGACACCGUAGUAGGACGUUAGAAAUUGAAUCAUUGGAUUACGGCAGCUCAGAAACACUAAACACAUCGUCCAAAUCUGAGGACAAAAAGAAGAAAAAAUGGUCAUGGUUCGGUAGUAAAAAAGACAUUAAGAUGUUCGGUAGUAAGAAAGACAUCAAGAUAAAAGACUCAAAGUCGAAAAACCAAAGUGUGAAGCGAUCAGAAUCCUUACCCCGAUCCUUAACAUCAUCAACUUCUACACGAGAGCCAAUCAUCAUUCGGGAAAAACCACGAGAAAGUCAUAAAUUCUCAUUGAGUAAUUUAGUUUCCUCUGUUCGGCAAUCAAUGAGACGUUCAAAAUCCAUGUCUGUCGUUAAACCGAAAAGUAAAAAUUAUGACAUUGAGAAACAGCGUAAGAUUAACGAGCAUAAUAAUUUGAUGGCUCGACAGGAAGUCUCUAAAUACAGUCAGGUUAAAUUGCCCAAUAGCCACGAGGAGCCAAGGUACGCAACAGUGGGUAAUACAACAGUGAAACUACGAGAGAGUACAGGAAAACUGAGCAAAGAUGAACGACAGUCAUCGUCAGGAAAUUGGAGUCUCAGUACGAGUGCCAGGCAUUCAAUGGAGUCAGAUUGGACACAGUCCACACACAGUAACAGCACAACUACAUCGCCAAAACAUACACAGUCCCAGUCGUCAUUUGAUAAAGACUCUGCGGUGUCUUUGAGCACAUACCCGUCACCUCCUCCCACAGAAGACAGGUUUCCCUCAAGUGAAACUACCAGCUGUAUUGCAGAGACACCUAUAGAAGAUGACAGUACUUUAGUUGGAGAUGACGAAGAUGCCAGUACGAUCCAAGAUGGUGGGAAUAGUUUACAACGUGGUCCAACAGUUCGUAAAAGUUUCACAAAAAUGAGCACCGAGGCUUGGUUAAAGAGCUUAGAACGAGAUGGUCGCUCAAGAUCGAAAUCUCGUUCAAAAUCGCUGGAGAAACUCCCUGGAUUAAAAGCUGUGUUAAGUCAGGAGAAUCUAUUGGCGUAUGAUGAACAACAGAAUAUUGGGACGCAGAAAUAUUUUUAUCGGACUAAAUCGAGAAAUGACGAUGAAGUGUCUUCCGUGCACUCCUGCGACAUGGAAGGAUUUUAUACAUCAAUGCACACAGAUAGUGGCUUGAGCAAACGUUUGGCAGUGAAAUCAGCCAUCAUACCAAAAAAUUCAAAAGGGGUAUUGAAAAACCAAGUUAAGGAUUUUAAUCUAUCAAUGGAAAGUAGUACCCCAAGUACAUCCUCGUCGGUUAACAGUGUAGUGCUUCGUUCCAAGAAAGUAGAGCCACCAAAAAUUGAAAGCGUGGCAAUAAGGACAAAACCUCAGAACUUAGCAGUUCAAAAAGUGAAGAAAAUUGAAAAGAAAGGGGCCAAGUCUCAUAAAAUACCUCCCCCUCCUCCUCCCAGGCUGUCCACGCUGAGCAACUCGGAACUCAGUCUCACCUCUGAAAUGACGAUUCUCUUUGAUAAAAUCAUGCACGAUAAAACCAAAUCGAGUUCAAGUUUGAACAGCUCGAGUAAAUCAGAGCGUAGUUUUAGCGGGGUAUUUAGAAACAGUACAAUGAAUAAAUCAAUAGAAUUCAGCACGCUGUCCAAUGUUUCAACGUUGGAAUCGGACUCUGACGUGGAGUUGAACUCUAGGCUACAUUCCAAAACUACAAUGGAUUCGACAAUGUAUUCGUUAUGUUCCGUGAGUCCAAUUAUGAGCGAAGAUGAGGAAUAUCUUAAAUCCGAUUAUACGCCACACACGAAGGCAUUCAGUGCAUUCACUAAUUCUAGUGACAGUAUAACAAUGACGAAUGCCAUGACCCGUGACCCCAGUGAAAGGACUUUAGAAUUAUCGCGCAUUAGCAGCACCACCUAUACCUCCCCAAAUGGAUCGCUCUCAAGUACGAAUCGAUAUGGAAGCCUUAAGAAAUCACAUACAUUUAAUUAUGAUGACACCCAAAAUGAUCAGACAUUGGGUCUAUCAGAUAUACAAGGAUUAACGCUGAAUUCGACAGACUCCUUUGGAACACUUACGGGUUCGAAUGGUUCAUUUAUGCCAUCUGAACCAGGGUCAACAGAAACGGUAAACAGUAAGAAUAACCUACCUAUUGGUCCUGUUGAAAAACUAACCAGAUCCCAUACAUUCAAUGGACCUCCUUUAAGUAGCUCAACAUCAUCAUUACCAACCGCGAGCCAAACAAUGACCAAGUCAAUCUCCUUUGAUACAGGGUCAUUGAAAAAGAAAAAGGAAAAUGAGCAACGGCCACAUAGAAGACCCCUUCAAAAGACAAUAAAUGCUGAUAGCCCCUAUGCAUUCCUUUUGAAAUCUGGUUUGGAUUACUUCACAUCUACACCUACAAAAGCAGCCGGUGUCCCGAAAUCCAAAUCAUUUGAUAAUGCGAAUUAUUCAGAAUGUGGCCCUAUGAAGAGACAAUUGUCAGAUGAGACUUUACAGAGAAAACGUGCCAUGCUAGCCAGACAUUCAUCUUUUGAGCCACAGUACACAAAAUAUGACCCCUAUUUACAUUACUCACAAUAUAAUCCAAAUGUCCCCAUGGGUUUCAAUGGAUCAUCCCUCCCCAGGAACUUCUCCCCGAAUGAUAGCCCAGCGAAAAGGCCAUUCCUCGGAUCAAAUAUGGAAACUGUUGCACAGAUACACCACAUAUCCAAACCAACGCCCAAUUUCAACAGGGGAAUGUCGAUGCCUGGUGGACAAAUCGAACCAACUGAUUUCGAGUUUAAUUCCAACUCAUGGCCAAGAUCACCCCCGCAAGCUAAAGCAACCUAUCCAAGUAUCUUGAAGAACCCUUCUAAGCAGCACAAAUCUAGACCCCCAAGGACACUGAAUUUUGCCCCUAUUGUGAACAUGUUCGACUCUGAGGACCCAAAGCAGCCAAAAUUGCUCCCAACUCCAGUUACGCCUGAUAAAAACAUGCCAGAAAGGACCGCAAUACCAUUUAAGAAUACUUUCAAGUCUCCGACAACUCCUGAUGUGUUCCCAUUUGGUAUGACAACAAUACCAGAAAAUAAACCCUUUAUAUUUACUGGCCUCAAAGACAAUAACUCUAAUCAAGCAGAAUCGCACGUCACUCAACCAAUAAUUCAUAAAAGCCCUGUAGGACAGGCCUCCAAACCCAAUAUCAUGAAUUUAUUGAGUAACGGAGAUUCAAGCCCGAUUCCGCCAGUUCUUCCUGAUAAGUACCGACACUCACUUACUGUGAAGCCAAGAACAAGGGAGUUGUCCUCAGAGGCUAGUGAUACCCCACUGGAGAGCCCGAUGGAACCUAUUCCUGAUAUACCAAAGCUAGAGAUGCCUAACAGUCUUGCCAGUCACGCUAAAUUUGAGCAUAUUUAUGCCAAACCCCGUAAUUUGGCCCAACAGAUGGCGCCAUAUGCCAGCAGCGGUUCGUUUUCAGGAGUGACAACUAACCUUAAUGCACCACCUAUUGGUGACAAUAGUAAUAGUUCAAAUUCCAAUUCUGGAGGAGUUUUGGUCCUUAAAAAUGGAUUCCUAACGAUGGCUAAUCCAAGCUCACCAGCAGGAUCGACAGCCUCACUCUCAAGUUCAAGUUCCAAAAGCUCAAACUACUCAAAUCAGAGUGUGCCUUCAGCAAAAGGAGAAGAUGGUUCAAAUUCUAAUUUGUCCUAUGCAUACCCUAAGCUAGGGGCCAACAACCAAGUGAAGCCACCUGUCGAGAAGAAAGACCCUUUCGCAAUUAUCCAAGCAUCUAAAGAACGACUUAAACAGAAAAAGCAACAAAACAGUGCCAUUCCACGUCCAGUGUCUAGUACCCCUAAAUUGUCUCCUGAACCAGAAGUGGUAGCCCCCAAAGCAGAGGGGAACAUAUUUACUCUAGGGGGAACCCAUGAUUCAAAAACUGUAUCCCCCAAAGUGAACUUUACUAAUGAAAAUCGCUUCUCUCAAGAAAGAACCCCUGAACUUGAAUUUGUGGUCCCCAAAGCUAAAACUACGCAACCGCUAAGAAUAUCUCCUAAAAGGAGUAUGCUCCCUUUAAGGACAAAGGACCAAUCACCUUCAACAACUCCUGAGUCUGUAAUACAAAAGGAAGAACACUCAACGAUCAAACAGGGACCUGAAUUGACAUGUCCAAUUAAAGCCGAUGUCCAAGUAUCGCCAAAAGAGGACAAAGUACUUAUUGUAGAUAUGAAACCAAAGGUGAUCAAACUUCACGAAUCGAAAUCCAAUAUUCCCGUUAAACAACAAUCAACAAUAUCUGAUAAACCUGCAGCCAUUUCCCCUUCCAAUCAGAAAGACAUUAGGAAGGUGUCUCCUGUGUUGAAAAUCGAACACAAAACGAGUACAUAUGUGGUGACGGCUCCCAAACCAGGCCCUUAUAUGGCUAAGUCUAACGAGAAAAACAUUGCACCAAAAGUAGAUGUCAAUCAAAUUGAACAUAAGGCGGUGCCAAACUCGACCACAAAUAAUUCUGUAACAGUUAAAGCUGAGAGUAUUUCGAAUGAUGUGAAACAAGAGAACAAAAGCAAAGUAAUAAGUGAAACUUCAAUUUGUGAAACUGAUAAAACUAAUGUAACAACGGGUGAUCCAAAGUCUACAGAGGAAACAAGUAACACUGGUACAACCAAGACACAGGACAAUUCUGAGAGUGAAAAGGAGACAAAUAACACUGAUUCAAAUAGAACUGAUUCAAAAGUGGAUGAAAAAAGUGAUAAGGUGCCAAAUUCUAGCCCAGAGACUGUAAAAUCACUGACUCGUGCUUUUAAAAACAAUUUGAAAAUUGACGUUCACGCUGAGAGUAGUGAUUCCGGGAAUUCCUCACCAACAAAAUCUGGAAGUUCCUCUCCAAAUUUCUCGACGAAAUCUGGAUCUAGUUCUGGCUCUAUGUCGCCUACAAAAACUGUUAUUUCUAAUGAUGUUUUAAGUGCCUUGGCUGUUUUGAAAGCAAAGCCCACUUCUCCAAGCUCAACGGCUAAAAGUCGAUAUAACAAUAGCUUUAGGAAUCGAAAUUAUAAUAGAAAUACAACAAACCCUGAUUCUAAAUCUCCGAAUAUCACUAGAUCUAAAUCCAAUAGGGAUGAAUCAAGGAACAACUUAUUAGCCUCGAUUAGAAAUCAUAGUUUGAAAAACAGUGACAGUGAUAGAUCCGAGGCUGUGAAAGCCUUGGAUGAAAAAAACGCAAGCAGACAGGUUUCAGUGAAUUCUAAAAGUGCUGGAAAAUCGAUAGAAAAUAACAUUGCAGUGACAAAUAUUUUGGAUAGUAUCAUGACUUCGAUGAAAAGCAUAUCAAAACCUGUAGAACGCCCAGCUUCAGUCAGCUCAAAUCAUUCAUCUGACUGGGAUUAAAAAGCCACCUUACACCCCUUGAAUUACAAAAUAGACUAAUCCAUGUUCCAAUUUGGGAAUGUUUAUUUUGAUAUCGAGGGAUGAAAGGAUAAAAUGUACAGUGUAUGUAAAUAUGUAUAAAAUGAUCGGCUUUGGUCAAACACACACAUCACAGUUUGCAAUUUUAUUUCAAUAUUUGUGUCAUAAAAAUCACGAUUUUGUGUGAAUUUCACUCAGGUUUAUUAGCUAAUAAUCAUGUAAAUGUACAAGGGCAUGCUAAAAGGCAAAAAUAUUAUAUAUAAGUUAUUUAUUCAAAUGUUUUUAAGGAAUUAUAUUUUGUAAAUUUUAACAGACUGAGUAUCAUAUUUUUAGUAUUGAAAUAUUCAGAAAUCAUGACUAUGUGAUUUAUGGCGAAUUUUAAAGUGCCUUUGUACGACUGAAAUAAUGCUAAAAUUCCAAAGAAAUACUGAAUUUGGUGUGGAAAUGGAGUAAAAUGAAAAAAGGUGUACAUGAUCAUUUAAGAUUAUAUAAUACUUUGUAAAGGAAAUAAUGCACUAUUAGAACUUAGAUUUGUAGCAUGACCCUAUUUCGAAAACUGAACAUUCUUGAAUGGGAUUACUUUAGUAUGAGUUUUCCACUAAUGGUAAAUGGUAGAUGGUUUUUAGUUUUCAGAUCUGAGACCCAUCUUGGGUUUUGUGUAUUUGUAUCAUUUUUGUCAAUUACAUGCUAGUUUAAAAUGGAUGACAUUAAUUAUACAGGGUGUCUAUAAAGUUGAUUCAAAAUUAAAAUAAAACAUCUGUGUAAAGUGUUAAGAGACUCUAUGACACCCUGUAUAAUUUGACAAUUGUGUCAUCCAUUUAGUGUUUAUGUGUUUUACCUUGCUUCCUCCUGUUGAGAAUUUUAUCCAAAAUGUAUGUUCUGACGCUAGCUGAGCUUUUGGGUUAUAUACUCCACAUUCAACCUUUAAGGCAUUCAAUAAAAUAUGCAUGUUAUAGUUUGCAUGAGCGGUCAUCCUUUUUCGCAUGGAUUUUUGUUCUAUACUUUCACAAAAUGGGUAUUUUUAAUUUUCGGCCCACUUUUGUUCAAAGAUAAGUCAAAAAUCCUAUCCUCACGCAAUGUUUUAUUUUCUAUGCCAUUGUGUGCCCCUGUAUAUGUCUGGGGUGUAUUGAUGGAAAUUCUUGAAAUUAAACAUGAAAAUUAAGCAUAGUGAAACCUAUACAUCUGAACACCUUUCUAAUACAAACACCUUUCAACUUUUAUCAGUGCCGAAUUUGUCACCUCCCAUUGCCACGCGGUCCUAACUUCGACCGUUAAUUUGAAUUUUUGACCUACCAGGUGCUUGAAAAUCAAGGAUUGCGAGUCUCAUAC